GACUGCCUCGUGUGUGUGAGUGUCAGUGAGGGAGCACUGCGGCUGCGGGACGUCCACGGAGCAGUUACAGUAGUUCGCAGUGAUCGACCGGUGAAGGAAAGAUGGAGGAUAGCAUCACAUUGGAUUGAGAGACAGAGAGAAGAAAUUACCAGCAUGCCGAGCACCAGCCCAAUCUGGGUAGAGGACAAGGAUCCACAGCCUCUGGUUUUCUGCAAGCUGUGCCUCAGCGAGUGUCCUCCAGCAGCAACGAGCAGACUGCUCACCUGCAACUGCGUCUUCUGCACUUCGUGUCUGCAGCAGUAUGUGCAGCUGGCGGUUCGGGAGGGCGGAGGCGCCCCAGUCACCUGUCCCGACAUGACGUGUCUGAGGACGGGGACUCUGCUGGACUCUGAGAUUGCCAGUUUUGCCCCAGCAGAUCUGGUUCAGCUCUACCAGCGGCUGAAAUUUGAAAGAGGGGUGCAGCUGGAUCCCAGCAAGACCUGGUGCCCGGUGGUGCAGUGCCAGGCAGCGUGCAGCGUGACCCCCAGCGCCGAGGGCCAGCCGGUCUCCGUGGCGUGCCCCAGCUGCCGCACCGUCUUCUGCUCGCUGUGCCGGGCGGACUGGGGGGAAGGGCACUCCUGCUCGGAGCGCCAGCCUCUGACGGUGGCAUCCUUACGGGACAGUGUGAGGGUCAGCUGGGAGACAGACGCGCCCAUAAAGCAGUGCCCGAUGUGCGCCGUCUACAUCGAGCGGGACCAGGGCUGCGCCCAGAUGCUGUGCAAGAGCUGCAAGCACACCUUCUGCUGGUACUGCCUCCAGAACCUGGAUGGGGAUAUAUUCCUGAGACACUAUGACAGAGGGCCUUGCAGGAACAAACUGGGCCACUCCCGUGCUUCUGUCAUGUGGAACCGGACACAGGUGGUGGGCAUCCUGGUUGGCGUGAGUGUCAUUGUGCUGGUCACCUCCCCCCUGCUGCUGCUGGCCUCGCCCUGCAUCUUGUGCAUUGUCUGUAAGCCCUGCAAAGGCAAGAAGAAGACGAAGAAAAGAGAAAUCAGCCAACCGGAUUCCACAGUGUAGCUGGGUGUUCGUGUCCCAUCAGCCACCGCUCUCCACUGUCUGUGCCAACUCUCAUUGAUCAGAACCGAGCCGGUCUUUUUAGGUGCACACAUGCCUCCUCCAACGGUGUCUGGUGUUUUAUGGUCAGGAAUUGUUUUGCCUUCCAUUUUAAUAUGCAAAAAUGAUGCCAGCCUUUGAACAUUAACUAUGUUCCCAAUAAAUGCAACAUAUGUGAUUUCACAUGAGAUGAUUGUUUAGAAGAAAAUUUGAGUACUGUAACAGGCAGUGACCAAGAUUCAAGGGCUUUAACCAUUGUGUGUAAAAAACAAAAAUCAU
Molecule: messenger RNA, 1371 nt
Organism: Megalops cyprinoides (Indo-Pacific tarpon)
Lineage: Eukaryota; Metazoa; Chordata; Actinopteri; Elopiformes; Megalopidae
Product: E3 ubiquitin-protein ligase RNF144B-like
Exons: 8
Coding region: 154-1056 (300 amino acids)
Biological process (GO): positive regulation of proteasomal ubiquitin-dependent protein catabolic process; protein polyubiquitination; ubiquitin-dependent protein catabolic process
Cellular component (GO): mitochondrial membrane; cytoplasm; ubiquitin ligase complex
Molecular function (GO): zinc ion binding; ubiquitin conjugating enzyme binding; ubiquitin protein ligase activity
Source: RefSeq, a predicted model, not a curated record